Messenger RNA from Rhinocladiella mackenziei CBS 650.93, 1200 nucleotides. Its product is annotated as agmatinase. Bases 1 to 1200 code for a protein of 399 amino acids. Gene Ontology annotation, molecular function: agmatinase activity; metal ion binding. NCBI's taxonomy places the organism in Eukaryota, Fungi, Ascomycota, Eurotiomycetes, Chaetothyriales, Herpotrichiellaceae. The transcript is spliced from 3 exons. The record is from RefSeq and is a predicted model, not a curated record.
AUGUUCGCCUCUUUGGGCCCGUCGAUGCUGUUCCUUUUGCCUGCCGCCCUAGAAGCUCGGGAUGUGAUUUUUCCUCCGGUUGACCCACUACAAUCGCAAUCCAAUUCCCACGGCCAUGGCUACAGACAUGACCUGGACCCUGGUCGAUAUCGAUCUACCAUAAGCAGCGAUGUGGACGUCCUCUUAGAAUUCGAGAAAUACUCGGGAUUGACUACGUUCUCAAAUCUGCCUUGGGUUCAUUGUUUAUCAUCAGACGAUUCGGUGGAUCAGUAUGAUAUCGCAUUUUUAGGAGCUCCCUUCGACACCGCUACCACGGGAAGACCUGGAGCCCGAUUUGGCCCUGCGGGCAUUCGAUGGGGCUCUCGACGAAUUGCCGCUCCCUUUGCAUGGAGUCCUUACACUCAUGAUAACUACUUUCUUGCUUGGGCUCGAAUAGUCGACUGUGGCGACGCACCCCUGACUUUUCUAGACAAUACCGUAGCCUUGCAGCAACUCGGGAAGGCGCACCAGGAUGUUUCGAGCCGGCCCGCAAACACCAGCGAGGUAGCCAGUGUCCCUCGCAUCAUCACCCUUGGUGGCGACCACACCACUACUUUGGCUGCAUUACGCUCGACGAUUGAUCAUUGGGGACCUGUCAGUGUGAUCCAUUUCGACAGUCAUAUCGACACUUGGGAUCCGAAGGUCCUUGGAGGGGGAUUUUCCCAUUAUGCCGGGGUGAAUCAUGGCACUUUUCUUCACAUUGCCCACGAAGAAGGUCUGAUUCUGAACUCGUCAGCUCACGCCGGCAUUCGAGCACCAGCUGCCAAUAAGAAAUACGAUUGGAAGAACGACAAACGGUGCGGUUUUGAGAUCAUUACCGCCAGAGACAUUGACAAGAUCGGUGUGGCCGGUAUCAUUGAGAAGCUCAAAGCGCGUGUGGGUGAUACCAACGUGUAUAUUUCUGUCGAUAUUGACGUCCUCGAUCCUGCCUAUGCUCCGGCAACAGGUACAGCGGAAGUGGGGGGGUGGACCACCAGAGAACUCCUGAGUAUUCUGGACGGACUUGAAGGUCUCAAGGUCAUUGGAGCGGAUGUGGUGGAGGUCGCUCCUAUUUAUGACAAUCCUGGAGAGACGACGGUCCUCGCUGCGGCCGAGGUGGCCCAUUCUCUCAUGGGACUUAUGGUGGAAACUCCCGUGAAACCUUUGAAGGAUCAGGUAUAA